AUGGAUAAAUUGAAAUUGAUUGAAUCGCCGAUAUUUUUGAUUUUGCAUUUUGUAUUAAUGUUAUACGUUGCCAUAAUCUAUUCUACUAAUUGCUGCGGCUCAAAAAAGGCUCCUCGUGAGAAAAAGAAAAAAGUCCCGGGAGAACAAAAAGGAAUCACUGAUGGACAGGUUGCGCAGACACCAGGAUUUGUAGCAGCUGCAGACGGAGGUCAACUUAAUCAGGGUGGUGCUGUUCAGGGUGGUGCUGUUCAGGGUGGUGCUGCUCAGGGCGGUGCUGCUCCUCCUGCUGUAGAAAUGCCACAAGCACCUGGACAGGGAGGUAUGGCCGGAACAUAUGACCCGAACUAUCAAACAUUAGCUGGUGUGGGUGGUGAAGUAUUUGGUGAAGAUAAAAAGAAAGACGCUGGUUUUGGCGGUACUGCUGGUGGUGGUGGUGGUGGUGGUGGUGGUGGUGGCGGUGGCGGUGGUGGUGGUGGUGGUGGUGGUGGCGGUGGAGGACCACAAGCGCCAGCAGGCGGUGGAAUGGCUGGGACUUAUGAUCCAAACUAUCAGACGUUAGCUGGUGUGGGUGGUGAUGUAUUCGGUCAAGAUAAAAAAAAAGAGGGUGGUGUUGGUGGAGGCGGUGGUGGUGGUGGUGGUACUGGUCCGCAAGCUCCUGCUAACAAAGAUGAAAAAGCUGGCACAUUUGAUCCCAAUUAUCAGACUUUGGCAGGAGUUGGUGGUGAAGUAUUUGGGGCAGAUAAAAAGAAAGAAGGCGGUGGUGGCGGUGGUGGUGGUGGACCAAAAGCUCCUGACAACAAGGAUGUUAAAGCAGGAACAUUUGAUCCCAAUUAUCAGACACUAGCUGGUGUUGGCGGUGAUGUAUUUGGACAAGAUAAGAAAGGAGCUGGAGGUGGUGGUGGCGGUGCAGGACCACGAGUUCCGGAAAAUAAGGAUGCUAAAGCCGGCACAUUUGAUCCCAACUAUCAAACUCUUGCUGGUGUCGGCGGUGAAGUCUUUGGCGCAGAUAAAAAAAAGUGA
This is a messenger RNA of Loa loa (African eye worm), 1020 nucleotides long. Its product is annotated as PE-PGRS family protein. The transcript has 8 exons. NCBI's taxonomy places the organism in Eukaryota, Metazoa, Nematoda, Chromadorea, Rhabditida, Onchocercidae. The record is from RefSeq and is a predicted model, not a curated record. Bases 1 to 1020 code for a protein of 339 amino acids.